Messenger RNA from Theobroma umbraticum, 2084 nucleotides. RefSeq names its product Tetratricopeptide repeat (TPR)-like superfamily protein. Gene Ontology annotation, biological process: RNA modification. The record is from RefSeq and is a predicted model, not a curated record. Gene Ontology annotation, molecular function: RNA binding; protein binding; zinc ion binding. NCBI's taxonomy places the organism in Eukaryota, Viridiplantae, Streptophyta, Magnoliopsida, Malvales, Malvaceae.
GAGCUUGUAUGCUAUAAAUGUGGGACUGCAUCUAACUUUCCUGGACUGUCUUCCUCUGUCCUGUGACAUUCAAAGGAAUCAGGAUUGUCUUUCAGGUGAUGAUCAACCUUUAUCUUGGGACCUAGAAACAUGUCUUAACUGGAUGGCUUGUUUGAAGUUGAAUAAUGGGAGAUGAGAAAAGUAGCUUCUUGUUCAGCACUCUCUUUCUCCAACUUUUACACCAACUGUGCACAACGAAAACCUUUCUUUCUCAGCCGGAAAGGUCUUUCCAAUGUCAUUCCUUCACGAUCUUCCCUUGAACUUCACUCGCAUUUAUACUCAGACUGGCUUGUCUCAGCACUAAUUGUUGGUGUAAACUCUUGCUCUCGUGUCUUCUAUUGCCAGGCUUUUCACGCCCGAGUUAUCAAAUCCGUGAAUUACCGUCACGGAUUCGUUGGUGAUCAGUUGGUGUCUAAUUAUGCUAGAUUAGGAUACCCAGAAUAUGCACAAAAUUUGUUUGAUGAAAUGCCUAAUAAAGAUUUGGUCUCCUGGAAUUCUUUAAUUUCAGGAUUAUCCCGAAGUCGGUUUACCACUAAAUGCUUGAGUGCAUUUUGUAAAAUGAGAUUUGAAAUGGGUAUGCAACCAAAUUAUGUCACUUUUUUAUCUAUAUUCUCAGCUUGUAGUGAUGAGGGAGCUCUAAGUGAAGGCAAGUGCAUUCAUGGCUUUGCAAUGAAAUUGGGUAUGCUAAAUGAUGUGAAAAUUGUAAAUGCUCUUAUUAACAUGUAUGGAAAGUCUGGAUAUUUACAUGAAGCUUGUCGGUUAUUUAAGGCAAUGCUAUUGCAGAAUUUGGUGUCUUGGAAUUCAAUGAUUGCAGUUUACACUCAAAACGGGCUUGCCGAGGAAAGUAUGGGAAUUUUCAUUAUGAUGAGAAGGGCUGGAGUUGAGUUUGAUCAAGCUACUAUGUUGACUGUUCUUCAGGCUUGUGAAAAUUUAGGCGUCAGAAAUUUAGCUGGGAGUAUUCAUGGUUUAAUUUUAAGUUUUGGUAUAACUGCUAAUGUGACCAUUGCAACUGCACUUUUAAACUUGUAUUCGAAGUUAGGGUGUUUACAUGCUUCAAGUAAGGUUUUCGGAGAGAUUAUUGAUCCAGAUAACGUGGCCUGGACUGCCAUGCUUGCAGGCUAUGCUGUGCAUGGUCAUGGGAAAGAUGCAAUAAAGCUCUUUCAAAUCAUGGUGAAAAAAGGUGUACAGCCUGAUCAUGUUACCUUCACUCACUUGUUAAGUGCUUGUAGUCAUUCAGGACUUGUCAAUGAGGGGAAGCGUUACUUCAAGAUUAUGUCUGAAGUUUAUGGGGUGGAGCGGAAGUUGGAUCACUAUUCAUGCAUGGUUGAUCUUCUUGGUCGCUCAGGACAUCUCAGUGAUGCUUAUGAUCUGAUUAGAUGCAUGCCAAUGGAGCCUACUUCUGGUGUCUGGGGUGCUCUUCUUAAUGCUUGUAGAGUCUAUGGUAAUACUGAACUUGGAAAGGAAGUUGCAGAAAGAUUAUUUUCUUUAGACCCAUCAGAUGCCAGAAACUACAUCAUGCUGUCAAAUAUAUAUUCUUCAGCUGGACUAUGGAGAGAGGCUUCAGAAGUGAGGGCAUUACUAAAAGAGAGAAGUCCCUACAGAACCCCUGGAUGUAGUUUUGUUGAGCAUGGAAAUAAAAUCUAUCGUUUUGUUGUGGGUGAUAGAUCUCACCCUCAGGCAGAGAGGAUAUAUAACAAGUUGGAAGAACUAAUUGGAAAGAUAAGGAAAGCUGGUUUCAUGUCUAAAACAGAAUUCGUUCUACAUGAUGUUGAUGAGGAAGUUAAAGAGAAUAUGAUCAAUCAGCACAGCGAGAAGUUAGCCAUGGCAUUCGGGCUUUUGGUGACUGAUGCUGCAAUGCCACUAAUUAUAACCAAAAACCUUAGAAUAUGUGGUGAUUGUCAUAGCAUGGCAAAGGCUGUAUCACUGAUUGAGAGGCGUACCAUCAUAAUUCGAGAUCCAAAGCGGUUUCAUCAUUUUUGUAAUGGAUUAUGUUCUUGUGGAGAUUACUGGUAAGCCCUAAACAGUUCUUAAUGACAUGGUGUGAC